CUCAGAGAGUUUCAAUAUUUAUCAGAGUCCACAAGCUAUACUGAUCAUCUUUGGAAGGCCUCUCUACAAAGAUGGAAGGCAUCAAGAACACAAGGUAUGCAGUGGUUACCGGUGCAAACAAGGGAAUAGGAUUUGAGAUCACUAAACAGUUAGCUUGUGAAGGUGUAACUGUCAUUUUAACUGCUAGAGAUGAGAAGAGGGGUAUGGAGGCUGCAGCAUCACUAGUUAACUCUGGAUUGCCACAUGUGGUGUUCCACCGGCUUGAUGUUCGAGAUCCGGCGAGCACGGUGGCAUUAGCUGAAUUCGUGCUAAUCCAAUUUGGGAGGCUUGAUAUCUUGGUAAAUAAUGCUGGAGCAACUGGAAUCAUUAUGGAUGUGGGUGGCCUGAAAGCCUUAAAUAUUGAUCCUACAACAUGGCUCUCUGGCAAGGCAGCCAAGUUGGUGGAAGGAGUAAGUCAACAAACUAGUGAAAAGGCAGAAGAAUGCUUAGACACUAAUUACUACGGCUGCAAAAGAGUCACAGAAUCACUUAUCCCGCUUCUAAAGCUUUCAAGAUCAGGAGGAAGGAUUGUAAAUGUGUCUUCCCUCAGGGGAGAGUUCAGGAGAAUUCCUAAUGAACAGAUACGAAAUGAGCUAGGGAACAUUGACACUCUAACAGAAGAGAAAUUGGAUGGAAUACUACAAAGAUUCAUACAAGAUUUUAAGCAAAAUGCAAUUGAGGCUAAUGGAUGGUCCAUUAUGUUGCCUGCUUAUAGCAUCUCAAAGGCCACAAUUAAUGGCUAUACAAGGAUUCUGGCACAGAGGUACCCAGAAAUGUGCAUAAACUGUGUCCAUCCAGGCUAUGUCAACACUGAUUUGAAUUGGCAUACAGGAACAAUGACUCUGGAAGAAGGAGCUAAAGGUCCAGUCAUGUUAGCUUUGCUACCCAAUGGAGGCCCUUCAGGUUGCUAUUUUGAUCAGACAGAAAUGUCAGAUUUCUGAUGAUUAUUAGGCUUUUGAAGUUCUUCACGUAAUUCACACUUUACAGUAUGGUUGGUAGGGGUGAUUCUCUUCAUUCUAUAAUGUAUGAUGCACAUUAUUUUUUCGAAAUAUGUAUUGGCCACUUAGAGGGUGGACCUUGUCGCAAGAGUAAGGUUGCUUCAAUAUUAUGAUUUAAUGGUUGUGGGUUCGAAUAAAAAAAUAG
Molecule: messenger RNA, 1182 nt
Organism: Macadamia integrifolia
Lineage: Eukaryota; Viridiplantae; Streptophyta; Magnoliopsida; Proteales; Proteaceae
Product: (+)-neomenthol dehydrogenase-like
Exons: 5
Coding region: 72-980 (302 amino acids)
Cellular component (GO): membrane
Source: RefSeq, a predicted model, not a curated record